Entamoeba nuttalli P19 is the source of this 216-nucleotide messenger RNA. RefSeq lists its product as hypothetical. The transcript has a single exon. Lineage: Eukaryota; Evosea; Mastigamoebida; Endamoebidae. The record is from RefSeq and is a predicted model, not a curated record. The coding region runs from base 1 to 216 and encodes 71 amino acids.
AUGGAAAAUAUCAAAACUUCAAUGGAUUCUUUUAUGCAAGAAGUUUAUUAUGAAUUAGAUUUAUUAAAACAAACAAAAUAUGGAAUGUUCAGUGAUGUUGCUAUAAUGAAUUUAAGAACAAAAGUUAAUAUUUAUAAUUUCAGAUUUCUUUAUGUUAUGCUUUGUGGUAUUUGUGUAUUUAUUGGAAUGUUUGUUGACUCAUUAUUAUUCUUUUGA